Messenger RNA from Cucumis melo (muskmelon), 2676 nucleotides. Its product is annotated as patatin-like protein 6. The transcript has 3 exons. NCBI's taxonomy places the organism in Eukaryota, Viridiplantae, Streptophyta, Magnoliopsida, Cucurbitales, Cucurbitaceae. Bases 431 to 1831 code for a protein of 466 amino acids. Gene Ontology annotation, biological process: lipid metabolic process. The record is from RefSeq and is a predicted model, not a curated record.
AGGGUUUUUUUUUUCUUUUUUACAUUUAGAAUAUCAAUAUGUUCUAAAUAAUAAAAUAGAGAAAAAAAAAGAAGAAGAAGACAUGCUCUGCAACGACUGAUUUUUGAGCUCUUUCGUCGGCCUCUUCUUCUGCCGCUAUUUCCUUCACCCUUCUCUUAUUUCUUCUUCUCUGUUCAUUCAUAUCGACAAAAUUGAAGCUUUGAUUACAAUAUAUAUUCAUUCCUAACAACAACCACAAUUCUGUUUCUCUUUUGGUUGUUUUGAUUUCACAACAAACAGAAUUCUGUUCUCUACAACACAUUUCUCUGUGGUGGCCUCUUCCAUAUCUCAAUGCUCUGAUCUUCGAGGCUUUUUUGGGUUUGUGUAUUCUUCUUCACCUUCAUCUUCACCUGCUUUGGAUUUUUCAAUCCUUUGUUUUUCUGUUUUUCAAAUGACCACUAAUUUCUUGGAAAUGCAAGAACCCAGCAUUGAUACGGAUAAGCUCAGCUACGAGAUAUUUUCUAUUCUCGAGACUAAAUUCUUGUUUGGGUAUGAUGAUCAGAAGCUUUGGAUACCCAAACAGAUCUCUCCCCUUAUUGAUUCCAUCCCUCAACUUCAUCCCCGCCCAGAGCUUCAACCCGAAUCCAUCAAUGCUGUUUCAGCUAUUAAGAAUCAGAGGGGUAAAAUCUGCAUUCUCAGCAUUGAUAGCGGCGGCAUGCGGGGGAUUCUUUCCGGUAAAGCUUUGUCCUAUCUUGAACAAGCUCUCAAGACCAAAUCCGGCAAUCCAGACGCUAGAAUCGCUGAUUAUUUCGACGUUGCUGCCGGAGCCGGUAUUGGAGGUAUUUUCACGGCCAUGCUUUUUGCAACCAAGGACCAGACCCGUCCAAUCUAUAAUGCCGACGACACGUGGCGCUUCCUCGCUGAACAAGGGAAACGAUUCUACCGUUCUUCGUCUUCAACCUCUGGAAACGCCUUUUUCCGGCGCCUUCGUAAACCUCGCGGCUCAUCCUCCGCCGCCACCGCUACCGCCGGUUUGGAGAAGGCGAUGAAAGAGGCGUUUGUAGAGAAUGGGAGAACCUUAACGCUUAAGGACACUCUGAAACCGGUUCUAAUCCCUUGCUACGAUCUUUCCAGUACGGCGCCGUUUCUGUUCUCUCGAGCCGACGCUCUCGAGACGGAGAGUUUCAAUUUCCGGCUAUGGGAGGUUUGUCGAGCCACAUCGGCGGAACCGGGGGUGUUCGAACCGGUUCCAAUGCAGUCCAUCGACCGCCAAACGCAAUGCCUGGCCGUGGACGGUGGAUUGGCCAUGAGCAACCCAACGGCGGCGGCGAUCACGCACGUGCUGCACAACAAGCAAGAGUUCCCGUUCGUGCGAGGAGUUGAGGAUCUUUUGGUUCUGUCUCUAGGGACUGGUCAACUGUUUGAGGGGAAUUACGAUUACAAUGAAGUGAAGGGGUGGAAGGCGAAGGAGUGGGUUCGGCCCAUAGCUCGAAUCUCCGGCGAGGGUGGGGCCGACAUGGUGGACCAGGCGGUGGCCAUGGCUUUUGGGCAGUGUAAGAGCAGUAAUUACGUGCGAAUUCAGGCAAAUGGAUCCAGUAGUGUUCGAUGCGGUCCUAAUGUGGAAACAGAUCCAAGUUCCAGCAAUGUAAAUAUGCUGGUUGGAUUAGCAGAAGAGAUGCUGAAACAGAAAAAUGUUGAAUCUGUUCUAUUUGGAGGGAAGAGGAUCGGUGAGCAGACAAAUUUUGAGAAACUUGAUUGGAUUGCUGCAGAGUUGGUUUUAGAGCAUCAAAGGAGGAGUUGCAGAAUAGCUCCUACUGUUGCUUUCAAGCAAGUCUUACCCUCAAACCCAUAGGAAAAAAAAAACUCAAGAGAUAGAAGAAAAGGGAAAAUUACCACAUCUUAGAGAGAGAGAGGGGGAGGAAAAAAAAGAAAAAGAGAAGAAGGUUUGAUUAUUAAUAUUAAUCUGAAUAUGUAUUGUAUGUGGAGAAGGUAAAAAAGAGGGGAUGGGGAGUUUGAAGGAAAAGGACAAGACAAAAUGGUCAGAAAAAGAGUGAAAAAUCUUAGUGGGAUACUUUGCCUGCUUAACCCAAGGCAUUGUGGUGUCCAAUCCAUUCUUUGUUUCACAAUGCACCAAACCCUUCUAAAACAAACUCACAUUCACAUCUCACCUCAACCCUUUUGCUAAGUCAAACCAAAAUAUUUCAGGUCUCAAAUUCAUUCUCUUUCCUCAAAUUUCCCUGUCCUGUCUUCAUCUUCUUCAAAAAAGAAAAAAAGAGACCCAGAAAAUGGUAGCCAAAUUUGCUUUGCUUUUAGAUUUUUCCUUUUCAAUCUCUUUCGCUAUUAUUUAUUUCAGUGACCGACAGUUUUCUCAAGAUGGUGUGUUUGGAUUAAUACCUCAAAAUAAAAAAAAAUGGGAACUUUAUAAAUAUAUGACUUAUGGGACGGGACGAGACGAAACGGGACCCCAUUCGUUAAUGAGACACAAAAUCAUCUCUCUCUCUCUCUAUUUCAUUCUUUUCCCUUUCUAAAAGUGUAUAUGUUUGUAAUUAGUAAAUGGUUCCUAGAGAAUUGGUGUCGCCAUGGUUUCACGGGACAUUAUUGAACACCAUUGAUAUCAGACAAUGGUUUAUUUAAGACAAUUCAUCAUUAUGUUAAUUCAAUUGUGUUGAAUGCUUAGUUGAUUGAUGUGUUUGGACA